This is a messenger RNA of Gigantopelta aegis, 1607 nucleotides long. RefSeq lists its product as uncharacterized. The record is from RefSeq and is a predicted model, not a curated record. The transcript is spliced from 2 exons. Lineage: Eukaryota; Metazoa; Mollusca; Gastropoda; Neomphalida; Peltospiridae. Bases 711 to 1571 code for a protein of 286 amino acids.
CCAAGAAUGGGCAGUAUUCCAGUUUAUGGAUGACAAAGCCAUUAUUCCGCUUGGAGAGCCCAAUUUACCAGUAUCCACAGGAGUCCGUACCCACCAUGGCUGCCUCGUGGUCGGAUCAGCUCCAGCCCCAAUAGCUCUUGAUCAUGACUACCAUGUCUGUGGCAUCGUUCCAUCUGUUUGCUUUGUGGUCAAGAUACCAGUAGAGAGUCCUGAUGAUUCGUUUUAUGAUGGCGUGGUACAUGUUACAGUCAAAGACAAGGUAUUGAAGCCGUCGUCUCCCAUCCGUCAUGCAGCAGAGACAGUGGCAUUGAUGCGUCAACAAUAUUCUUCAGAUGGUGUGGUACUGGAUAAACCAAUUCUUUUUCGGUAUACGGAUGGUGGACCUGAUCACCGUACCAACUUUUUGUCAGUGCAAGUUGCCGCAAUGCUCGAGUUCAUUGCUUUAGAUUUAGACAUGAUGGUAUGUGUCCGGACGGCGCCAUGUCAAGAGUUAUAAGAACCCUGCAGAGUGUAUUAUGUCUCUGUUAAAUAUUGCCCUACAAAAUGUGGCAUACGCACGUACCCCAAUGCCUGAUGGACUCGAAUCACAAAUGAACUCCCUGAACAGUCUGAAAGCACUGCGUAGAGCCUUUGAUCGAAAUGCUGUAUUAAAAGACAAGUUCAAGGAUUCCAUGGGCAGUUGUAUCUGAAGCAUCAAAGACAGGUUUUCAAUGCUUGAAAGGAAUGAGAAAAAUGUAAUGGUACAUGAUGCUGCAACAAAUGAUGACAUCAGCUUGAUUAAAGAUCUGAUAAAAGUUCUGGAUGGAGAUGUUGACCUUGAUAAACUGUCUGGGCUUGCACAUUCAUCCCCGCUGUGCGAGUUCAUGACGAAGCACUGCAGGAUACGGCAUUACACAUUUCAAAUAUUGAAAUGCACAGAUGCAGAUUGUACAUACUGUACAGCACUGUGCCCCCCGAGACUACCAGAGGAAGUGUUCAGGAGCUUGAAUUUCCUCCCAGAUCCAUGUGUAGACAUGAACAAGGAGUACAAGACCUUCGAUCAGCUGUAUAGUACCUCUACUACAGACCAAGGGAGACCUAGUGUGAUAAGCAGAAUGCAAGCAAGUGAGGCUGACAAAAAAAAGAUACGUGGGACUGUAAUCUGUGCUGAGUGUGGGAAACGGCGUGUCGUUUACAGUGCCAAGCGUCUUACCAGGGAAGAGGAACUUGUAUACACUUGUGGGGGAACACUUUUCCCAACUGGCCCAUACACAGACACUCUGGUUGUACGCACAGGAGUAAACUGUGCAUCCCUCAUUGAGACUCAGUACUAUGCAGGAUCCUUCCAACACAUUUGUAUACACUGUGGAGAUACUGAAGUUGUGGACACAACUCGCCCACAGAUAAAACAAAUGGAGCAGGAAUGGGGAAUUGUACGCCCGAUUUUUGCAGCAUGUAUGAGUAAAGGAAAAAAUAUCGUAACAAGAAAUGCCCUGAAAACUGGAAAGAAGUCCAAAAAAAUCAACAACAAAAAAUGCUACAAUUUAAUAGUAUGCAUUGUUUCUGUGGGUGAGUUGUCCACAUCAACUUAAAAAAAUAAUAAUACAGUAUUAUUAAAAGGUACUUGA